Messenger RNA from Notechis scutatus (mainland tiger snake), 2827 nucleotides. RefSeq names its product DDB1 and CUL4 associated factor 8 (gene DCAF8). Gene Ontology annotation, molecular function: protein binding. The record is from RefSeq and is a predicted model, not a curated record. Gene Ontology annotation, cellular component: cytoplasm; Cul4-RING E3 ubiquitin ligase complex. Lineage: Eukaryota; Metazoa; Chordata; Lepidosauria; Squamata; Elapidae.
CGGAGGAGCCGGAAGGAGACGCGCGGCGCCGGUUGGGCGAUAAAAUGGCGGCGGCGCCUGGGCGUCCCGGGGGCAGCACCGGCGACGGGGCGGCGGGAGGAGGAGAAGGAACCGCCGCCGCCGCCAGAGUCUGAUCGCCGGUUUCUCUGCGCCGGUUCCCGGGUGUUGCCGACCCUCCCCCGACGUAAGAGGCGGCAGGACAGGGCGAAUUAGAAUAAAGGAGCAAGAUGUCAGACGUAGGGAACAGCACAGAGGGGAAAACGAAUAUCCCUAACGGAAGCUUGUCCAGCAGCCCGGAAGAGACCUCCGGCACCACGGAGGGGCCCGAGACGUCUUCCGGGGUGGAGGUGGAGGCUUCUGACCUGAGCCUCAGUUUGACAGGCGACGAGAUGGGCCCCAGCCAGACUUACACAGAGAGCUCCACGGAAGAGAAGGACUCGGACAGCAUGGAGGAGACAGGCCACUACUCUGUCAACGAGCUGAAUCGGACCUACGACCGCUCUCCCUCGGAGGAGGAGGAAGAGGAGGAGGAGGCAGAGGAAGAAGAGGAAGAGCAGCAGCAGCAGGAGGAGGCGGAAGUGGAGGCCCAGCGUUCCCGCUGGCGAACACACCGCAAGCGCCCCAACCAGGACAGGGACUCCUCGGACGAUGAGCGGGCCCUGGAGGACUGGGUGGCCUCGGAGACGAUGGCGCUGCCCCUGCCACGCUGGCGAGCCCUCCAGGCACUGCGGCAGAGGGAGCUCGGUUCCAGCGCCCGCUUCAUCUACAACGCCUGCGGGGCCCGGCUGUUCGUGCAGCGCUUCUGCCUGCAGUACGGCCUGGAGGGCCACGGCGGCUGCGUCAACACCCUGCACUUCAACCAGCGUGGGGCCUGGCUGGCCAGCGGCAGCGACGACCUCAAGGUGGUGGUGUGGGACUGGGUGCGCAGGCGGCCCGUGCUGGAGUUUGAGAGCGGCCACAAGAGCAACGUCUUCCAGGCCAAGUUCCUCCCCAACAGUGGAGACUCGACCCUGGCCAUGUGUGCUCGGGAUGGCCAGGUCCGCGUAGCUGAACUCUCCGCCACGCAGUGUUGUAAGACCACGAAGCGGGUGGCCCAGCACAAGGGUGCAUCGCACAAGCUUGCCCUGGAACCGGAUUCCCCGUGCACUUUCCUCUCGGCAGGAGAAGACGCUGUGGUUUUCACCAUCGACCUGAGACAAGACCGACCGGCUUCGAAACUGGUUGUGACCAAGGAGAAGGACAAGAAGGUCGGCCUCUACACCAUUUACGUGAACCCAGGCAACACGCACCACUUUGCUGUGGGAGGCCGAGAUGAAUACGUCAGGAUCUACGACCAGCGGAAGAUUAAUGAAAAUGAGAACAAUGGGGUGUUGAAGAAGUUCUGCCCCCACCACCUGGUGAACAGCGAGUCGAAAGCCAACAUCACCUGCCUGGUCUACAGCCACAAUGGCUCAGAGCUUCUGGCCAGCUACAACGACGAGGACGUCUAUCUCUUCAAUGCUUCCCACAGUGAUGGAGCUGAAUACAUCAAGAGAUACAAGGGCCACCGCAACAACGCCACAGUGAAGGGGGUCAACUUCUACGGCCCCCAGAGCGAGUUUGUGGUGAGCGGCAGCGACUGCGGCCACAUCUUCCUGUGGGAAAAGGCCUCUUGCCAGGUGGUGCAGUUCAUGCAGGGUGACAAAGGGGGCGUGGUCAACUGCUUGGAGCCUCACCCCCACCUCCCGGUUCUGGCCACCAGCGGCUUGGAUUACGACGUGAAGAUCUGGGCCCCCACUGCGGAGAUGCCCACCCAGCUGACCGGCUUGAAGGAGGUGAUCAAGAAGAACAAGCGGGAGCGGGAUGAGGACAGUCUGAACCACGCAGACAUGUACGAGAGCCACCUGCUCUGGUUCCUCAUGCACCACUUCCGGCCUCGGCGGCGCCACAGGCGCCAACGGGAUCCGGGCACCGGAGUGGCCGACAGCGACUCUGAGGACUCCCUCAGCUCCUCGGACACCCUGGACGAAGACGAGGAGGGCCCGGACCGGGUGCAGUGCAUGCCUUCCUGAGUCCCCGGCGCCACGGAAUAGGCUGCGGAGAGCCUGCCCUCUGGAAUUAGGCCCCCUCUUCCUGCUUUAGAUGAGAGGCCCAGCCUCACCCUGCCUGCCAGCCCUGGCUAGCGGGGGGGUGGGGGGGCGGCUUGGCUCAGCCCCCGCCCUUGGACUCUCCCUCUCCCUUUCGGCCCCCGAUGAGUCCCGGGGCCCCGGAUUCCUCUUCCUGGCUGUGGUUGCCGCCUGUUCCCUGCGAAGCUUCUUUGGGGUGGGGGCUGAGAGUUGGCUUGGUUCCUCCUUUCUGGGUGGGGGGCUCCUCCAGAAGCACCUUGGAGAUGUACUUUCAUCUCAACACCACCACCCCCCAAAGACACCCGGCUGCUGCAUGUUGAGUCCAGGACGAGAAAACCUGGAUUCUGCUUUUUCAGUGAAGAUUUGGGAGUUUGUUCCCUCUGGGUUUGGUUCCCCCCCUCCUCUCCCCCCCCCUCGUUCUUUCUUUCUUUUGGUGUGUUUUUUUUCCAGCAGCUCUAGGCACAAAGGACCCCCUUCCCUCCCUGGGCUGCCUAGAGCUGCCUCUGCUGUGGAGGGCGGCCACUCGCUGAACAACAACUCGGAGCAUAAAGUUUGAAAGGUUUGACAGCCGACACGGCCGCCUUGUUUUUUCCCGUUCCUCUUCAGGAGAAUCUCUUGAUUUUCAAAGCAACUUUUCCCCCCACGAUUGCUGUUUAGAGGUCUAAUUUUAUAUGUAUUAAACGACAAGAACCAAAUUAAACUUGGAUGUUAUCAAGUUAAAA